Molecule: messenger RNA, 1208 nt
Organism: Menidia menidia (Atlantic silverside)
Lineage: Eukaryota; Metazoa; Chordata; Actinopteri; Atheriniformes; Atherinopsidae
Source: the annotation of a GenBank genome assembly
CUUAGAUGGAGAUUACGGCCUGUUAUUCCUAUAAUCCAAUUGGCUCAAAAUACAUUCCAAAGCUCUUCCCACAUCAGUCACCUCUAGCGGUAAAUGUACGUCGGCUUGGCAAGGUGGCAAAACUCCACGAAGUUCUCCGUCAGUGGUCUGGUGAAAUUUUAUGAUCAUGCUGGUCUUGAUUCAUAUUUGCCAACCGCUCUUUGUGAAACUUGUGGACAGAAAUGAGUAAGAGUACCCCGAUUGAAAUGGACCUGGCUUUUGGGUCAGCAAAAUCCUAUGGAUCAUCAAGAAGUAUUGUGAGGAGAAUAGCUUCAACUCUUCCUAUUAAACCUUGUCCAAGAGUUCAUUUUCAGCUUUACCCGUACGCUGAAGAUGCUGGUGUCAUUAUUGGCGCUCAGAGGCAAAACGGUCUGGUGGCGUCCCUGGCUGAUGUUGCCUGGAUCGUUGGGGAUGAAGAGGAUGAUGAAGGCCACUUCGGCAGACCCAUGCCGCGGCUCCCACCAGGGCUCAUGUUUCGAGCCCACCAGCAUCGCUCUCAAAGAGCGCCCUUAACCCGCCGUAGGUCGCUGCCCAGCCUGCAGCAGGAACCCCCAGACCCGCAGGGUCCAACAGUUGUGAACAACGAGGCCAUUCAGAAAAUCAGUGCACUGGAGACCGAACUGGCUAAACUCAGAGCCCAAAUAGCUCAGAUUGUUCUGGCUCAAGAGAAGACUGCACAGUCAGCUGUUGCCACAGGGGCACCUCCUCCACCUGGUAACCUGCCUCCUCCUGCGCCACCCCCCCCUCCCCCUCCCCCACCUCCACCUUUACCUCCACCUCUGGGCCUCCAGCGGACAUUUUCCGCCAUUGAUCUGAUCAAAGAACGCAAAGGAAAGAAGACAGACGGCCAGACUGUCCUGGAGUCACGUCCAGCAGAAAUCCCCAGCAUGCUCGAGGUCCUGAAAGACAUCAACAAAGUAAAGCUGCGGUCUGUGAAAAGUCGUCCCCUGGAAGAUGAUACCAAAGUGAAGCCCAUGGAGCCAGCAGACGCUGCCACUCUCAUCGCUGAGGCCCUCAAACGCAAGUUCGCCCACCGCUAUCGACAGAACAGCGGACAUGAUGACAAGGAAGAUUUCAAACCUCCGGUCUAUGAAGAGAAGCCCCGAACAGAGACGCCACUGUUCGGGCAGCACAUGUUGAAAGCAACGGGAAAGAGAAGGUUGCUCUGA